Trichobilharzia szidati is the source of this 1245-nucleotide messenger RNA. NCBI's taxonomy places the organism in Eukaryota, Metazoa, Platyhelminthes, Trematoda, Strigeidida, Schistosomatidae. The record is from the annotation of a GenBank genome assembly.
AUGUAUUCAGCAUGGAAACAAGUUAUUGGUGAUCCAUUAAUGCCUAAAGAAUGGCCUAAACGUGCAAGAAUCGGUAUUAAUGGUUUCAAUGAAAUCGCCCGAUUGAUUAUUCGUUGUUCCCUGGAAGAUAAACGUGGCUUAGAUGUGGUCGCUAUCAAUGUAACUGAUAUGACAGCAGAACAAAUUAUUUAUAUGAUCCAAUAUGAUACACUACUUGGUCAUUUCAAAGGAUGUUUAUCUAAAUGUGUUAGUUUUCAUUUAGCCAAAGAGAAUUCAAAUGAAUCUGUUGAUUAUUGUACUAUAGAAAUUGCUGGCCGAACAUUAUCGAUAUUUCAGUAUGAAGAUAUUAGUUGUAUUCCAUGGGAUUGUGUUAAUGUUGAAUAUGUGAUUGAAACAACCGGGAAAUUUACACAAUUAGAUGAAGUCAAUAAACAUUUAACACGUGGUCGAGCAAGUAAAGUUCUUGUCAUUGGAGAUAAUUUAAAUCUACCCUUAUUGAUGUAUCCAAUAAGUUGUCGUGGAUAUCAACGUGGUACAAGUAUUGUGUCGAGUGGAUCAGCUGCAUCUCAUGCUGUCGCAACAUUAGUCGCGCUGAUUGAUGCUGCAAUACCAAUUGAUGAGUGUAUGGCAACAAUUAUGUUACCUGUAGAUGAAAAAAUGAAUCUUGUUGAUAAUAAUGUCCCUUAUGGAAAUGAUUGGCGUAAAGGUCGUAGUGCUUUCUUGAGUAUCAUCCCUGGACGAUGUCGUUCAACUAUGCAGUCAGUUAUACAAGCUUUACCAAAUAUGAAAAAUCGUAUCGAUGGGAUAACGUUGAAUAUUCCAGUUAUGGAAGGUGGACUAGUUGAUCUUGCUUGCCGAUUGAAUGGUUCUAUUGAAAAUAUUGAAGAAUUAGUUGAAAAAAUUAAAAAUAGUCAUCUACUGAAAAGUUUUACCAGUUUGCAUAAAUCAUGUCAGCCGUUUAAAAGGGAAAUUAAAAUAGGUUUAAAUGAGGAAACAAUCCAUGAAUAUUAUAAUUUAAAUGAAAACGAUUUAACAACGAUAGCAAAAUUUCUUCCUGAAGAAGAUGCCUUUGUCUCAUCAGAUGCUUCAAAGAAAUCCACUUUAUGUCUAUUAGAUGUAGAUUGUUGUAGUAAACUGCAAGAUGAUAAUACAGUUCGUGUAGUUUCAUGGUUCGAUAUGCACAUGAGUUUUAGUCAACGAAUAUUAGAUACAAUUGUGUUCAUGCGUAAUGUGGAUCAUAGUUGA